Messenger RNA from Bipolaris sorokiniana ND90Pr, 983 nucleotides. RefSeq lists its product as uncharacterized. Lineage: Eukaryota; Fungi; Ascomycota; Dothideomycetes; Pleosporales; Pleosporaceae. The transcript has 2 exons. The record is from RefSeq and is a predicted model, not a curated record. The coding region runs from base 433 to 777 and encodes 114 amino acids.
UGUAUAUGUACAUACACAGCACGCAAACGCGCCCUUGGAUAUACAUUAUCAGCCGAAUCGAGUCUGAUCAAAACAUGACCUGAGAAAAGAAGACUGACAUAUAAUAAACAACUAGCAAUCACCUUAUCGGCUCCCUAUCUUGCAACCCAAGGUCCCUCCGAAACCCUGACCUUCCUCCAUAAACCGCAUCCACCCGCAUCUGCCCCACCUGCUUUCCAACCCCAACCCCAAACCCCCCCUCCUCCUCCGACAUCGCGCACAAGACCAAGUCUCCAAUCCAAUUCCAACCCGCUGAACAAGACACCAAAACAAUACAUGCACCAUCACCUCCUCCGUCGCACGCUUCAAUCCUCCCCGCGACGUCUUAUCGGCAGUCUACCCUGCCACCUCCUACGCAACGGACCCAGUAGUUUCCUCGCACAACAACGCACCAUGAGUUCGACAUCGCAACAGCCACUACAAGAAUGGCUCGUCAUUGUGCCCGACCAUAAGGAAGCGCUGAGCAAGCGCCUUGCGGUACGGCCCAAGCAUCUGGAAGGAAUGAAAGGAGACAGGGAGGAUUUUUGGCUUUGGGGUGGUGCCAUGCUUGAAGAACCAAUCCAGCCGGGCGACACGAACCCGCCCAAGAUGAAGGGCUCGGCGUGUUUGAUUGGCGCCGCGACGCGCGAGGAGGUUGUGGAGAGGCUGAAGAAUGAUGUCUAUGUUCAGGGCGGGGUAUGGAAUUGGGAUGAGGUGCAGAUUAUUCCGUUUAAGAGUGCGAUUAGGAAGGCUUUGUAGAUAUGGAAGUGAGAUGGAUAAGAAAGGGGGGUGGGGAUGUAGAUGGGGGGCAAUGGAUGACAUAUGGUCGCCAUGCUAGAAGAGCUGGAGUUAACACUUUUGUAAGGACAUAGAGGUUUUGCGGAUGUGUUGAGAAAUAAUUUACACGCUGUAUUGUAGGUCCACUAUCGAAAUGCAUUGACUCCUGUGUAUGUUUGUACACCAAA